AUGGAGAUGGUUUCACUGGCACUGCUGUUGGUGUCAGCAGGUAAGAGUGUACAAACAUGUUUCCAAAGCCAGUCACUGUUCUAAAUGGAGAUUUCAACCUCAGGUAAAUGACAGUGCACAUGAAGCAUGUUGCUCAGAUGUACAUAGGAUAUGCCAAGUCAGAUCAGUAAUGUCAGCACUGACUGGCAGCAGCUCUCCAGGAUUUGAGGCAGGAGCGCCGCCCAGCCCUACCUGGAGACGCACUAUUUGAGCCUAGGACCUUGUUUCACUGAGCACUGGUGCAGCUUUCCUCAGCCUCAGGGCUGCAUUACCUUGUAGGCUACCUUCCGGGGGCCAUAUUGCAGUGGUUGGUGGGUGGGGCCAGAAGGAAAAGUGGGUGGAGCAACAAAUGUUAGUUUACUCACACAUCACUCUCUGUCCUUCCUCCAGGUAAACAAGAAGCAUUGGCAGAGUUCAAGGAUAUUUUCUAGCCAGGACAGAACAUUCCAGAAGGGUGCAAAGCAGGACCAGUGAGAAGUGUGGGCUGUGGAGAAGGGGUGCAGCUGGGAAGCAGGUGUGGCCUGUGGGGAGUCCUGAGGCCCAAAUAGAGAGGGCUGCAGAGCUGCUUUCACACACACACACACACACACACACACACACACACCUGAGGUUUCCCACUCUUUCCAUAUAACAAGGGUGGGGAACCUCUAUCUCACAGGCCAUUCAUGGCCUGCCGGGGGCGGGGGUCUAAGUUGGCCCAUAAGACCAUUUUUCCCAAGCCAUGCCAGUCCACCCAUCAGCUGUCCACUCAGCCCAUCCACUCAGCCAGCAAGGAACAGAGGCACACAGGCAAACUGAGAAGGAUUUAACGCCUGCUCAUCAGCUAGUGAGCAGGGGGUGAAAUCCUGCUCAGUUCAGCAGCAUUCCAUGCAAAUCCCUCCCUGAUUCAGGAAGCGGUUUGCAUGGAAACCCCAUUAGAAGGAUGGGGAGAAAGUUUGUUUUAGCAGCACCUUGCUGCAAGGGGCUUUGACAUCCCAACUUUGGGGCUUGUAAGCACCUUGCAUCACAAGUCAUUGUGACAUCAGGUGGUUAAUAAUAAUAAUAAUAAUAAUAAUAAUAAUAAUAAUAAUGUUUAUAUACCGCCCUUCAUCAUAAGAUCUCAGGGUGGUUCACAGAAUAAAACUGCCCAGGUGGGCAGUUCUUCUGAUAGACGUCGGAGGCCAACAAUACCUGGAGGGCCAUGGAUUCCCAUCCCAUGAUCUAUGCAUGCAACUAGCCAUGGUAGCUGUGUACAGGCUCCAAGUUCAGAGGCAUCUCUAGGUACCAGUUGCUGGGGAUGCAGCAAUGGAAAAGAGCUAUGGUCUUCAUCUUCUUCUGGUGGGCAUCCCAGAGGCAUCUGAUUGGCCACUGUCUGGGAAACAGGAUGCUGGGCUCGAUGGACCCUUGCCUCUGGUGACGCAGCAGAGCCUUUCUUACUGUCCCUGUUCUUGUCUCUCUACCCCCACCCCCACCCCGAUUUGCAGCGGCUGCGCAGGAAGAGUCACGAAUCGUUGGAGGAACCGCAUGCAUGAAAGGUUUCCAACCUUGGCAUGCAGCCAUCUAUGACAUGAACCGGUUCUAUUGCAGCGGGGCUCUGGUGACCAUGGAGUGGGUGUUGACCGCUGCACACUGCAGACUCCCAGGGUACGCCUUUGCCUCUUUGACCUAGCAGACUGCUUCAGGGAAUCUGAUCACUCCCACGGUGGCAGCCAAGAAGUAGAUACAAAAAACAUUUCUUACCAAGUAACUUAUUCACUAUGCACCCAGAGAGAGAGACGAAGGAAUGCAGUCGACCUAGGAUAAUGGCGUUGCUCUGAGUGAAGUCCCACCCCUUCCAUGUCUCCUAUUAUAUGUCACCCCUGCGCCAGCUGAUCUGUGCUUUCUGCCUCUGAGUUUUCUGUUCUAUUAAUCUCAAGGCAUGCCUUGUUCUGGGAGGGGGGGUCAGGAAUGCUUUCAAGGGACACUGAGUCUAUUAGCUGUCUCUUCCCUGGUGCUUCUUCUUCUUGCUGCUCUCCCAAUAUUUCCCAGCUCCUCCCCUCUGCAGCCUCUGAACUAUGCCCUUCUGCAAACCACUGUUCUAAAUCUAUACUUUCCUCCUGUUCUCGGGAAGGUUCAGGAGGAGGUUCAGGAGAAGGUUCAGGAGGAGGAGGGCGGGCCUCACCAUUCCUCCUCAGUCCAGCCCCUGACACAGACUGCCUCUAGCAAAAUCCCCUCUUCUGCCUAAGGGCCCCUCCAGCUCUCAGUACUGUUAGCACCUGCAAAAGGUUUGGGACAGUCACACUAGUUCCACUUCCAGUCAGUGAAUAUCCUGUAACUUCCUGCUGAAGCCCCACAACUUUUUAUGCUGCAGAUGUUCCGGAUUCAUAUUUGUCCUGCUUUUGUUACACAAUAUCCCCUCCAGACGGCGAUAGUGUGGUUGCAUUGGGGAAGCAUUACGGAACAAACUAAAGCAGAAUGAACUUGCCACUAAUCCACAGUGAUUGAGGCAAGACCAUGUUGCAGAAGACAAUGAAACAUCAGCCUAAGUGGUUAACAGGUCACAAGACUGCACCAUGAACUUUGCUCUAGCUGUGGCAGUUCUUGUAAGAGAAAAUGGAAAGUAGUGGUGGCAUCUUUUAUACUAGGAUGAAAAGCUUCUUUUGUUUACUGCAAAGGGUUACAUUCUCUAGAAGAUAUUAUGUUAGGGGCUGGUGGUUGAUGGUGGUGGGACUAGAGCCAGAAGUGGGUGGAGUACCCCCUCUCUCUGCCACCUCUUCUCACUCUUGGGCAGUGCACACACCAUACAUUUAAAGCACAUAACUUCUCCCUCCCUGCACACAAAAAUCCUGGGAACUGUAAUUGGUUGAGGCUGCUGAGAAUUCUAGCUCUGUGGUUGAUAAAUUAUAAUCCCCAGGAUCCUUAGGGUUAAAAGAAUGUACAAUGGUACCUCAGGUUACAUACGCUUCAGGUUACAGACACUUCAGGUUACAGACUCCACUAACCCAGAAAUAGUACCUCAGGUUAAGAACUUUGCUUCAAGAUGAGAACAGAAAUCGUGCUCCGGUGGCUUGGCGGCAGCGGGAGGCCCCAAUAGCUAAAGUGGUGCUUCAGGUUAAGAACGGACCUCCGGAACGAAUUAAGUACUUAACCCGAGGUACCACUGUAUUUAAAUGUAUGGCGUGUGUGAAGCCUCUCCUCCAGCCUCCUGUCACCUGCAUGAAAUUAGACUGAGGGCCACAUGAAAUUAGGGCAAGUUGCCCACCCAGCUGUCAGGAGCUGGAAUCGGGAGCAGGCUAGCAAUAAAACACCCUGUGUCAGUUAACGCUUUAUUCAAAGAAACUAAAAUAGCACAGGCCUAGUGAUUCCAGCAACUCUUCCCAGGUCUUGCUUCAAAGAGGCAGUUGUGAGAACUUCCCACUGCUCUCUAAGACUCCUCCCUUGGGUCUUUCCCCAGCAACCUGAGGUGUCUUUAUCUUGUCUCUCUUUGCUCUGCCCUCUUCAUUCCUCCUCCUGGGAGACCAGGAGGAGGGGAGAUGGUCACCUCAGGAAGAGGAUAUUUCCCUGGCUCCUUCAGCAACCAGCCUCUUGGCACCCCUCCUCUCCAGCCUCUGCUUCUGCCUCUCAUUCUGGACUGCUCCCUGCCACAGCCUCUUCCCACUCACUGAACCCUGUUGCCUCUUCAGCUUCCAACACCUCCUCCUCCCAGUCUCCCCCCUCUUUCCCUCUGACCAUUCAUCGUCAUCCCACCAACAAUCCCUGGGCUCUGAGCCUUGUUCCCCUGGGGGUUCCCUUGGGGGUUCCCCAGCCAGUCCAUGACACCAUGCCACUCUAGACUUUUAACUACAGUGGUACCUUGGGUUAAGUACCGUAUUUUUUGCUCUAUAAGACGCACCAGACCACAAGACGCACCUAGUUUUUGGAGGAGGAAAACAAGAAAAUGAAAUAUUCUGAAUCUCAGAAGCCAGAACAGCAAGAGGGAUCGCUGCGCAGUGAAAGCAGCAAUCCCUCUUGCUGUUCUGGCUUCUGUGAUAGCUGUGCAGCCUGCAUUCGCUCCAUCGGACGCACACACAUUUCCCCUUACUUUUUAGGAGGGAAAAAGUGAGUCUUAUAGAGCAAAAAAUACGGUACUUAAUUCGUUCCGGAGGUCCGUUCUUAACCUGAAACUGUUCUUAACCUGAAGCACCAAUUUAGCUAAUGGGGCCUCCCGCUGCUGCUGCACUACCGCUGCACGAUUUCUGUUCUCAUCCUGAAGCAAAGUUCUUAACCCGAGGUACUAUUUCUGGGUUAGCGGAGUCUGUAACCUGAAGCGUCCGUAACCUGAACCAUAUGUAACCCGAGGUACCACUGUAUUUCUCUUUCUCGCAGAUUUCCCAAGUAACCCCCUUUUGCCUUGCUCUCCUGCAGCACCACUUACGUGCGCCUGGGAGUGCACAACAUGUUGCGCAUGGAGGACACUGUACAGCAAAAGAGAGCGGUCCGGCUCGUGCCUCACCCAAACUACGAUUCCGUCAGCAAGGACAAUGACAUCAUGCUGAUCAGGCUCUCCUCGCCAGCGGCCAUCACCGACAGUGUCCAGCCCAUCAACGUGGCCAGUCAGUGCGUUGCUCCAGGAACGCGGUGCCUUGUGACAGGGUGGGGCAGGACCAGCAGCUCAAAACGUAGGGCCUUCGAAUAUUUUAACAUUUUUAAGGCAGAGGUGGGAGAGGGGCCAUAGGAGCAGCUGGAAAGAUUUUGCCACCAUACAGAUGUGGGUUGUGUGGAUCAAGCAAAGCAUGCAAUCGAUCGAGAUCCCUUUAUUCAAACGAUGUUCCAAAGAACGCAAGCAAAGGCCAAAUAAUGCCAACAAAGCUUAAUAGUGCCUACACGGGCUGGCAGCAGCUCUCCAGGGUUUCAGGCAGGAGCUGGAGAUUGAACCUGGGACAUUCUUCAUGUGAAGCAGAUGCUCUACCCUGGAGCUACAGCCCUUCUCUUGGAAGCGGCCUUAUUGUCAGACCAAUUGCCCAUCUAGCUUAGUAGUGUCAACACUAACUGGCAGCAGCAAGUCCAGAUUUUCGGACAGUGUUUCACCACCCAGCCCUGAAAUAUAUCUCUGUGUAUGUGUGGUUUGUGAGAGAGAGGGAAGGGUGUGCUUGGGCAGAGAGAGCGGGGAGAUAUAUGUGUGGCUUUGUAUUUGUGGUACGUAUGUGUGUGUAAAUGUGAGAAAUGCCUAUGUGGUAUAUUUUUCCAAGUACUAGGGAAUGCUUCCAGGUGUUUUUUAGAUAGCAACAGCAUAAUUGAGUCUGUGUGUGUGGCGGGGGAGGGGGAAUUAUUACAUUAUUUCCACAUUUGGGACCAGCAGCACAUAGCGGACUUCCCAUGGUCGCCUUGCCCGAGAGGGAGCAGCAAUGACUGUGCACUCUCUAACUCUGUGUCCUGUCAUGCUCCUGUGGGCACCAUUUUGUGACUGGCACCCGCCACCCUUUCGCAAAAUUCCAAGUGUGCUACUGGUCCAAAACGGUUGGCGACCCCUAACCUUGGUAACUGUCGUCUCUACAGCAACCAUCCCUGAAGAACUGCAGUGUGUUUAUCUCCCCAUCAUCACGCAGAGCGAGUGUGAGGCGGUGUAUCCUGAUGCCAUCACAGAGAACAUGUUGUGCGCUGGCGUGAGGGAAGGGGGUGCUGACACUUGCCAGGUGAGGAAAAUGCUUUAAUUCAGAGGCAACUUAGGGUCAAACUAGAUCAUGGUUAGCCAAAUUAAGACCCGGGGGCCGGAUCCGGCCCAAUCGCCUUCUAAAUCCAGCCUGCGGACGGGCUGGGAAUCAGCGUGUUUUUAUAUGAGUAGAAUGUAUCCUUUUAUUUAAAAUGCAUCUCUGGGUUAUUUGUAGGGCAUAGGAAUUUGUUCAUUUCCCGUCCCAAAAUAUAGUCCAGCCCCCCACAAGGUCUGAGGGACAGUGGACUGGCGCCCUGCUGAAAAAGUUUGCUGACCCCUGAACUAGAUGGUGUGCAAAUUGCAUGAUUGUAUGAUACAGAGGUGCCGAUUUGGGCCCCAAGUUUUGGGUGCCCAGCGUGGUGUCAUGAUGUCACGUUAGGACACGAUGUUAUGACGUCACACGCCCCACAGCCUCAGAACCUUACUUCCGGCGGCUAUGGAAAUCCAUUUCCAAGGUCUCAAAAGGCCUUGGAUAGCAUCUCUGAGGUCUCGGAAGGCCUCAGACGUGACUUCUGGGGCUUUGUGAGGCACUGGAAGUUGCGUCGGGGGCCCUGCAGUGUGGGUGCUGAGCACCCACAAUUAAUUUUUUUAAUUGUAAAAUCACCCUAGAGAUGGCACCCCUGGGAUGGGAGAGAGAGAGACAGAGGGGAGGUACAAUCAGGAUCAGCAUAAUGGCUCCUUUAAAACUAUUUCCCCCAUGUCACUUUCCAAAUACAGUAUAAACAUUCCAAGCCAGCGCUGCCGUUAGGCAGAGUGAAAUGAGGCAAUGAGCAGCUCAGAGGUGUUGGGAGGACGAGAGUCCUGUGCCACCAUGCCUGAGGCAGCCCAUCCAAUUCACCAUAUGAAAUGGAAAGGUGCCACUCCCUGCCCCACCUGUGCUGUCAUUCCCCCCACAACUAUUGCCACCACCAGACUGCCCUCCCCCCACGCCAAACUCAGCAAGAGCCAAAAGUCCAAAAGUAGCUGGAGUGCACCUUGUUCGCAUUUUGCCUGUUUCCUGCUAUGGUCCUUAUUGUCUCUAGUCCUUGUUCGGACACCUUGUUUCUUGGGCCGUACUUUUCGCCACCUGCUUUCCGUCUGUUCCAAAGUGACUUUCAUGUAAUUGCUUAAUUUUACAAGAUGUUUUAAGCCCGGAACUGGCUGAGGACAGUAGAGGCUUGUGUGCCCGUGGCUGUGUUACAGCAUCUGUGAGCUGCUAAGACCGAGACUUUUUCUGUGUUUAAACACCCCGGAACUGCCACUUCAUGUUUAGUUUCAAUAGCCAGGACCUGCAGCAAAAUGCUGUGGUUUGGGACUGCUCCAGUUCAGGGUUUCAGCCAGCCAUGCCCACUCCUAGGAUACUCCAUUCCAUUUUACUCUCUCCACUCCUCCACUGCCCACCCCACCCCCGGCAACAGAUACUGCACAUUCUAUGGCCACUGAGCAUGCUCAGUCUUCACUGGACUGUUUUAGGGUUUGUUCAGGGUUUCUGUCUCUUUCAAGGUUUUCCCCCUGAAGUUUUUUUGUACUUUUACAAACCUCAAGGUGGAGAUGGGUGUAUCUGUGGGUAUCAGUUUCACUCAGUUGCUAAUUUUUCCACUCUUAAGUUCAGUACUCCACACUUUCAGAUCAACUCGUGACUUAGAAAAUAAAUAUCUUCAAGAACAGUCCUCAGCAUUUUAGUGCUGAUGUUUGUAUGCAGUGUUGCCUGAUAUGAGCAUUUUUGCAAAGCACAUUUCCCUAAUGUGGUGCAUUUUGUAUGGUGUUUUCACUAAGACAUGCAUUUAUAUGUACACCUUGCUCUGGUAUACGCAUUUUUGUACACAUGACAAAAUUUGGAGAUACGUAAUCUCCAGAGGUGCCACAUGAUGACUGUGUACAGGAUACUCUUUCUUUUCUUUUCUUUCUUUCUUUCUUUCUUUCUUUCUUUCUUUCUUUCUUUCUUUCUUUCUCUCUCUCUCUCUCUCUUUCUCUCGCUCUUUCCCAGGCACUCGCUUCUUCUUAACAGAGAUCUGAACAGAUUGCUUGCAAAAGUCACUUGAAAUUAAGCCAAAGAUGAAAUGUUCUAUUAAGACUUCACAUGGGGGUGGGAUUUUCUCCCUGUGCAGGGCGAUUCUGGGGGACCCCUCAUCUGCAACGAAGAACUUCAGGGCAUCGUGUCUUGGGGUCCAGAGGUGUGCGGCCAGCCUGGGAAACCAGGUAUCUAUACUAAGGUCUGCAACUACGUCGGCUGGAUCCGGGAGGUGAUACAGCGCGGGUGACGCCAGCUCAGAGACGAAGCGCACAAAUAAAGC
Messenger RNA from Podarcis lilfordi (Lilford's wall lizard), 7959 nucleotides. The record is from the annotation of a GenBank genome assembly. Lineage: Eukaryota; Metazoa; Chordata; Lepidosauria; Squamata; Lacertidae.